Linum tenue is the source of this 1311-nucleotide messenger RNA. Lineage: Eukaryota; Viridiplantae; Streptophyta; Magnoliopsida; Malpighiales; Linaceae. The record is from the annotation of a GenBank genome assembly.
CAUCCACCCAUGCAUACUCUACACAUAAUUGUCCGUCAGUCCGUGAGAGGAGAGGAGAUCCGAGUGAGAAAACCCUAAUCAAGUACUUACCCUUCCCCUUCUCCUCUGUUCUUGUGCUUCUCUGGCGUGUUUCUCCUUCCAUCGGCGCCUUCUCAACUUGUUCCUUCGUUUUUGCAGCUUUUGAAUCCCCUGUUUAUUCGUCAUGGCUAUUAGGCUUCAAUUCGAGAACAAUUGUGAAGUUGGUGUUUUCUCCAAGCUCACGAAUGCAUACUGCUUGGUCGCGAUUGGAGGAUCUGAAAGCUUCUACAGUAUCUUUGAGUCUGAGUUGGCAGAUGUCAUUCCCGUGGUUAAGACCUCGAUUGGGGGCAUUAGAAUAAUCGGGAGGCAAUGUGUUGGAAACAAAAAUGGACUUCUUCUGCCACACACCACCACUGAUCAGGAGCUGCAGCACUUGAGGAACAGUCUCCCUGAUUCAGUUGUUGUCCAGAGGAUAGAGGAGAGGUUGAAUGCUUUAGGAAAUCACGUUGCUUGUAAUGACCAUGUUGCUCUUGCACAUCCUGAUCUUGACAGGAGUCUGUUGCUUCAAAUUCUACUAUGACUAGGAAACUGAAGAGCUGAUAGCUGAUGUUCUUGGAGUUGAAGUAUUCAGGCAGACGAUCGCUGGUAACAUUCUUGUAGGAACCUACUGUGCUCUUUCAAACAGAGGCGGCAUGGUGCACCCCCACACUACCAUUGAAGAACUCGAUGAGCUUUCCACCCUUCUCCAAGUCCCCUUGGUUGCCGGAACAGUUAACCGUGGCAGUGAUACUGUAGCUGCAGGAAUGACGGUGAAUGACUGGACGGCAUUCUGUGGCUCAUACACUACGGCGACAGAGCUGUCUGUUAUUGAGAGCGUUUUCAAGUUGAGGGAAGCUCACCCCAGUGCCAUUGUGGAUGAGAUGAGGAAGUCUUUGGUUGACAGCUAUGUUUGAGAGAUGUUGUAGUGCAUGUCAGCUGGGAGUGUGGCACCAUCUCUGCAGUCCUACAUUGUCUCGUGUUAUCCCGUUCAUCUCAAUUUGUAAAAAUGAGUAUUGAAACCUGUACAGUUGGUACUGUUCUAUAUUGGUGUUGUUAUCUACUUACGUUAAGGUUGAUGAGGCUGUAGGAAUCUGUUGUGUUAUUUACAUGUGGAAGUUCAAGCGAAUUGAAACAGCAACCAAGGAUUAGAGUGGAUCUUGACUUGCAUAUUUGAUUAUUAUGUGGUGAAUUGUUAUCAUUAUCUAUGAUGUUUGAUGCAUUUAAGUAUUUAUUGUGAUGAUGACAAGAUUGGCU